This is a messenger RNA of Nezara viridula (southern green stink bug), 1323 nucleotides long. The record is from the annotation of a GenBank genome assembly. NCBI's taxonomy places the organism in Eukaryota, Metazoa, Arthropoda, Insecta, Hemiptera, Pentatomidae.
AUGGAAUUUUGUAAUAUUGGUGUUUUGUUAAGAUCUAAAUCUCACCGUCAAAUAAUAUUUUGUUUUCGCUUCCCAUUUGUCAAUUAUCUGAGAAGAAGGUCACAUAACCAAGCAUGUCAAAACACCGGCUAUAGAAUUUAUGCUUUUGGCCUAUCAGAACAUGGAGCACUGGGACUGCAUAACGAUCAAAGUAAAAAGUUGAAAAAGUCUAUUUUAAAACCAGUGAGACAUGCUUUUGCUGAACAAAAAACUGUAACUAAUGUGGCUUCAGGGUAUGGGUUUACAGCCAUAUCUGUUUCUUCUAAAGACACCACCAAGGUUUAUGGCUGUGGAAUAAAUACUGAUUUUCAAAUAGGCUAUCAUCUUUCAGCACAACAAAAACCUUUGGAAAUAAUCCUGAAACCUAUACCCAUUAAUAUUGGUUUGAAAAAUCCCAGCACUGAAGUUAUUGCCAUUUCUGCAGGUAGAGCCCACUUAGCUGUUUUGACUGAUAAAGAAGGGGUAUUUUUAUUAGGAUCUAACAACUAUGGACAAUGUGGAAGAGAGGUAAUACCCGAUGAUAAAUUGCAUGGGAGCUGUAUGGUUAACAGGAUACCAUGUCUCGGUAAUGAAGCUAUAUGUGAUGUUGUUUGUGGACAAGAUCAUACGUUAUUUCUAACCACUGAGGGAAAAGUAUGGGCAUGUGGUUGGGGAGCUGAUGGUCAAACUGGCCAGGGUAAUACUGAUAUAAUUUAUCAGCCUACUCAAAUUCGGGGAGAAAUGGAAGACGAAAAAAUAAUUAAAAUUGCUUCCCGAAGUGACACUGUUUUAGCAUUAAAUUGUAAAGGUGAAGUGUUUGGCUGGGGAAGUAGUGAAUAUGGACAGUUAAGUGAUGAUAAGGACACUCAUCAACUCAAUUGUCCUGCUCUAUUAAAGAAGCUCAGUUGUGUUGGCAAAAUUAUUGAUAUUGCUGCAGGAGGUUCUUUUUGUGCAGUACUAUCUGAAUCUGGAGAAGUGUUCGUUUGGGGAUAUGGUAUUUUAGGCUGCGGUCCAGCGUUACAGAAAUCAGAUAAUCCUGUAAUGAUACCCAAAACUCUAUUUGGUUGUAAUGUAUACCAGCCAGAUGUUAAAGUAUGCUCUAUUUCCUGUGGGCUUAGCCACCUGGCUGCUAUUAAUAGUUGCUGUCAUUUGUACAUUUGGGGUCGUAAUAGGUAUGGAUGCUUAGGUAUUGGACACCAACGAGACCAAUUCUUUCCUUAUAAAGUUGCAUUUUCUGCUCUUGCCAGAAAAGUCAGCUGUGGAUUAGACCAUACUAUGGUGUUAUGUUAUGCUUAUGAUAAAUAA